Molecule: messenger RNA, 6855 nt
Organism: Labrus bergylta (ballan wrasse)
Lineage: Eukaryota; Metazoa; Chordata; Actinopteri; Labriformes; Labridae
Source: RefSeq, a predicted model, not a curated record
AGCAGCAGCCGCUCAGCUGAUGCACUCAAAGCGAGCGAGCCGUCUCACUCCUUUGCUCUGCUGUUUUCCUUCUGCCCCGUUCAGUCGGAUGGGCUUCGAUCGGCAUUGAAACUUUUUUUUUUCAAGAGCCAAGAUCCUGUCCUGCUGGCUCUUGUUUUUGGGAGCAGCAUCAAAGAGGAGGGGGCGGGGAGUGUUUUUUUUUUAAGAGAGGCUGUGAGGAUGAGGAGAGGGGAUGGUGUGAUUCUGUAAAGAGACAGAGAGGAAGAGGGAGACGCUCCAGAAGCAUCACUGCCCCCCCCCCACCUCCAGACUCCUUCUGUCUGGCCGACGCUCUCCCCGUUUACACACUCCUUCAGGGGAGACUGGAGACUUGUGGGGCGAGCAGGAAACAUGUCACAAACCAGGAGGAACACGUACACACGGACCACCAGCAGCGGCAGCAGCAGGAUGAGCUCAGACGGGGGCGGGCGGCCCGUCAAAGUGGGCUCCCUGGUGGAGGUGAUUGGAAAAGGGCAGCGCGGCACGGUGGCCUACAUCGGCAACACGCUGUUUGCCUCUGGAAAAUGGGUGGGAGUCAUCCUGGACGAGGCCAAGGGCAAGAACGACGGCACGGUGCAGGGCAAACGCUACUUCACCUGCGAGGAGAAUCGCGGGAUAUUUGUGAGACAGUCCCAGAUCCAGCUGGUCGACGAUGGCGCAGACACGACGUCUCCGGAGACACCUGAGGCCGGCACCGGCAAGGUUCCAAAACGAGAGAUCCUGGAGACGUCCAAGUCCGCUAAACUGCGAGGACUGAAGCCUAAAAAGGUGUUGCAUGUUUCUCUAAACCUGACUCCUGCACCCCGGAAGACCACGGCCAGAAGGCCCAAGCAGCCCAGCCGGACUGCGGGCACGGCUGGAAAGGGCGCCGCGUCGGGCUCGGCCUCGGCCUCUGCCGGGGAGAUGAGCAGCAGCGAGCCCAGCACGCCGGCACAGACUCCUCUGGCGGCUCCCGUCAUCCCCACCCUCCACUCGCCAGGAAACCUUCCAGCUCCUGGCCCCAGCAAGGAGGAGGAGGCGCUGCGUGGUCAGCUGAAGGACCUGGAGGAGAAGCUGGAGACGCUGAAGAUGAAGCGGACGGAGGACAAGGCCAAGCUGAAGGAGCUGGAGAAACACAAGAUCCAGCUGGAGCAGCUGCAGGAGUGGAAGAGCAAGAUGCAGGAGCAGCAGGCCGAGCUGCAGAAACAACUCAAAGAGGCCAAGAGGGAGGCAAAAGAAGCGCAGGAGGCUAAGGAGCGCUACAUGGAGGAGAUGUCGGACACGGCGGACGCCAUCGAGAUGGCCACGCUGGAUAAGGAGAUGGCCGAGGAGAGGGCGGAGUCUCUGCAGCUGGAGGUCGACUCGCACAAGGAGAAAGUGGACGAGCUCACCAUGGACCUGGAGAUCCUGAAGCACGAGAUCGAGGAGAAAGGGUCGGACGGCGCGGCGUCCAGUUAUCACGUCAAACAGCUGGAGGAGCAGAACGGCCGACUGAAGGAGGCGCUGGUCAGGAUGCGUGACCUGUCGUCGUCAGAGAAGCAGGAACACGUGAAGCUGCAGAAACAGAUGGAGAAGAAGAACGUGGAGCUGGACGCUCUGAGGAGCCAGAAGGAGAAACUGCAGGAGGAGAUGUCGGCGGCCGAGAAGACGAUCGACGAGCUGAAAGAACAGGUGGAUGCGGCUUUGGGGGCGGAGGAGAUGGUGGAGACUCUGACGGAGAGGAAUCUGGACCUGGAGGAGAAAGUCCGGGAGCUGAGAGAGACGGUCACCGACCUGGAAGCGAUCAACGAGAUGAACGACGAGCUGCAGGAGAACGCCAGAGAGACGGAGCUGGAGCUGAGGGAGAUGUUGGACCUGGGCGGGGCUAAAGUCAGAGAGUCAGAGAAACGCGUCGAAGCCGCUCAGGAGACGGUGGCCGAUUACCAGCAGACCAUCCAGAAGUACCGCGAGCUCACAGCUCACCUGCAGGAGGUGAACAGAGAGCUGACCAGCCAGCAGGAGGCGUCGGCGGAGCUGCAGCAGCAGCCGGUCGCAGAGAUGUUUGAUUUCAAGAUUAAGUUUGCAGAGACGAAGGCGUACGCCAAGGCGAUCGAGAUGGAGCUGAGGAAGAUGGAGGUCGGUCAGGCCAACAGACACGUCUCUCUUCUGACCUCCUUCAUGCCCGAGUCGUUCCUCCGUCACGGCGGCGACCACGACUGCAUCCUGGUGCUGCUGCUCAUCCCCAGACUCAUCUGCAAGGCGGAGCUGAUCAGCAAACAGGCUCAGGAGAAGUUCGACCUGAACGAGAGCUGUGUGGAGCGAGCCGGGAUGAAGGGAGCGGCCGGCGAGCAGCUGAGCUUUGCAGGCGGUUUGGUUUACUCGCUCUGUCUGCUGCAGGCCACGCUGCAUAAAUACGAACAAGCUCUGACUCAGUGCAGCGUGGACGUCUACAAGAAGAUCGGUACUCUCUACCCGGAGAUGAGCGUCCACGAGCGAUCUCUGGAUUUCCUCAUCGACCUGCUGCACAAAGACCAGCUGGACGAGACGGUCAACGUGGAGCCGCUCACCAAGGCCAUCAAAUACUAUCAGCACCUGUACAGCAUCCACCUGGCAGAUCAGACUGAGGACUGCACCAUGCAGCUGGCCGAUCACAUCCGAUUUACCCAGAGUGCCUUGGACUGCAUGGCGGUGGAGGUGGGUCGUCUGCGGGCGUUCCUGCACACCGGUCAGGAGAAGGCGGACCUCGCCGUGCUGCUGAAGGACCUGGAGACGUCCUGCAGCGACAUCCGACAGUUCUGCAAGAAGAUCAGGCGCAGGAUGCCGGGAACGGACGCGCCGGGGAUCCCUGCUGCGCUCAACUUCGGACUGCAGGUGUCAGACACGCUCUCAGACUGCAGGAAACACCUGACCUGGGUGGUUGCCGUGCUGCAGGAGGUGGCAGCAGCCGGAGCUCAGAUGAUGUCGCCGCUCGGCGAGCAGGAGGGGCUGGCGGCCGUCAAACUGGAGGAUGUGGCGUUCAAGGCCGGAGAGCAGAUUUACGGAUCGCAGGGAGCCAACCCGUACGAGUAUCUGCGUCAGUCCUGUGGCAUGGUCAUAGCAACCAUGAACAAGAUGGCCACCGCCAUGCAGGAGGGAGAAUACGACUCUGAGAAGCCUCAAAGCAAGAAUCCUCCUCCUGUGGACGUGCGGUCUGCGGCCCUCCGGGCUGAGAUCACCGACGCAGAGGGUCUCGGUUUGAAGCUGGAGGACAGAGAGACGGUCAUCAAAGAGCUGAAGAAGUCUCUGAAGAUCAAGGGGGAGGAGCUGAGCGAGGCGAACGUCCGUCUCAGCCUGCUGGAGAAGAAGCUGGACAGUUCGUCCAAAGACGCAGACGAGCGCGUUGAAAAGAUUCAGACCCGACUGGACGAGGCGCAGACGCUGCUGAAGAAGAAAGAGAAGGAGUUCGAGGAGACGAUGGACGCUCUGCAGGCCGACAUCGACCAGCUGGAGGCGGAGAAGGCGGAGCUGAAGCAGAGAAUCAACAGCUCCUCCAAGAUGACCGUCGACGGGCUGAGAGGAACCGGCCCGUCGGGAAUCGCCUCCAUCGUCACGGGAAUAUCAGGAGAGGAACAAAAAGCGAACAUGAUCUCUGGCGUCGGUUCCGGCUCGGGCGUCCAGGUGAUCGACUCUCCUCUGCUGACUCAGCAGAUCGAAGCUCAGAGACUCUGCAUCAAACAUCUGAAGAACGACAACAACCGACUGAAGGCGGAGAAGAUGCGUGCUCAGCUCGCCGCUCUGCCUCCUCUUCACGUGACCAAACUUCCCUCGAAAGACGGUCGGCCUGAAGUGCUCUCCAGCGCCCUCUACCGCAAAACGGACCAGCUGCUGGAGACUCUGCUGCAGAUGAGCGCCAACGUCAAGGUGGUCGACAUCACGGGGAAAUCUCCAGUGACUCCUGGUGCUCAGCUGCUGGAACAGACGGCAAGAUUACAGUCACUCAGUGACACACUGGGCCGACUGAAGGAUGAAGUAGCGGAGCACGUCGUCAACCAUCAACCCGGCGCUCGGAUCUCGUCUGAUUUCGCAACCUUUCCUUCGACCACGUUUGUGAAGGCGAAGGAGGAGAAGCAGGGCGACGCGGUCCUGGUGGGUCGGGUCAUGCUGCCGUGCGCCCGCGGUCAGGAGCAGGUCCAUCGACUCGUCCUGUCACAGAAUCAGCUGCAGAGAGUUCACAGUCUGCUGAAGACCUGACGGACACCUGAUCCCUGAACCCUCAUCUUCAUCAUCAUCUUCAUCCUCCUCAGCUUAGCAGUCUGGUUUCCACUCCACGGCCAAACAAGGGAAACCAGGAAGUAUUUAAAAAACACUACUGUGAUCAUAACCUGCAGGAACGUAUAUUUAAUCGUAUUUAUAAAAGAGUCAGGACCGAGUCUGAUCUCAAGAUCACUUUGGAGGUUCAAUAUUUGGACUGAAACGAAAUCCUUAAAGACGAAUCAAUCAAUCUGUCACUGAUCCAUAAAUCUUUAAAUUAGAAACCGUUUUAUCUGAAGAUGCCCCUUUAGUGACAUCAUAAUGUGCACAGUGAGGAGGUUCCUGGUUUGAAUCCCUGUCUGACAGGAGCCUCUCUGUGUGGAGUUUGCAUGUUCUCUCCGGCUUCCUUCCACAGUCCAAAGUCAUGCUCGUUAGGUUAACUGCUCGUAUGUGAGUACAAUACAUGUGAGGAUUUUAAAGGAACAAAAAAACACUUUGAAGUGUCUCCUCUUCCUCUUCCUGUGAAACCUGAACAACCCAUCGAUGAUCUAAAUCAAAGACAAACACGUUUUAAACUUUAACCUUCAGAGUGACCUUCAUCAGACUGCUGUUCUCCUGACACAAGCUCCGCAAAGCUGUAUCGGUAACUUCUAGAUCAGUCGAGGCCGUGAUCCUCGCCGCACGCUGCACAGAUUCACUACAUUUGAUUUUGCACAGAGUCGUUCUAAUCAGCUGCAGGAGGGGGGAGGUUUGCUUUCUAUGUUUCACUCUCUGCUCUGAUAUUUCACAGCACACAGGAGGAGGAGGGUCAUGUUUACGUUUCUAUCAGGUGUCACUGUUUUUAAAAAGCUCACUGUUUAAAGGGAGAGAAGAACUGUGAGGGGUUAAAUGUAGAUUUGUUCAUUAGGAGCGAGUAGAAGGGCUUCGUACUGUUGGUUUGAUCAAAGAGACUUUUUGCACAUUUUACAAAACGAGAGAAACAACAGAGGAGAAUAAAAGCUGCACGUUCUCUUCACUGCUCCACUGAUCGACUAAUUUAGUAUUUUUUUAUUUGCACAGUAAGGGAAAAAAAACAUAUUAAACAAAUAACAAACUUCAGUGCAGGGAGAGGCAGAAACUCAAUGAGCUGAUUUGAAGCCUCGACCUAAAAAAUGCUAAAAUAUCACCAAAUUAAAAAAACAACUAAACAAAACAGAAUUAAGAUGCAGCAAAGAACAGAUAGAAGUAACGAUGUAAUCUUUGUAGUAGUGAAGUAACACGCAGAGAUACUCGACUUUCUGUUCCUGCAGGCCGCUUUUAGAAAAUACACAUUUAAAAACAUUUAGAAGGAGAAUAAGUUUUAAAAUCUUUUAAAGGAGUAAAAUGUGACACUGGUGACUGAUAACUGUCCAGAAUCAAAGGGUUCAUUUAUUUGUUGUUAGUGAAUCUGUGAGUGAAGAAGUAACGUCCCCGUGGAGGCAGGAAGUGGAGUAUCUCUGACCUGCAGCGUGCUGACGGUUUAUUUUCCUCUGUUGAUGAAACUGAAACUUUAUCGACUGCACCGAACGAGAACAAAAUGUUUUGAACCUUUUAAAGGAUUUACUGUCAGACAGAUUCAUGUUUAUUUAAAAAGAACAGAAGAAGGGUUUUAUUGGUUUUUAAUUAUUAUUAAGUUAUUCUCACUCUCGGGGUGUGAAUGUCAUGCCAGUUGUUAUUGUGUACUUUUUCAUGCUUGGUAUAAAUGAUUCACCUACGGAGGCCUGCGAGGCUCAGGAAGGAAAAAAACUGUUGUUUGUAAAUCUUUGCAAUGGGUUUCUGUUCACUGAGCAGCGGUUAUAAAUCCCUUCACGUGUAGGUUAUUGACGGUUCAAACUGGAGCCUCAAACCGCCAGGAGACGAGAUCGAGAUCACAUCAAUCCACUUUAUUUGAAGAUAAAUGAAGAGUUAUGGGUGCACUGAUGGUCACUCAAAAGACGCCUGGCAAACAUGGAGUCCAUCAUUUGUUUCUCCUGACCUUAAUAAGGUGGGAGGUGCUAAGAAGUACCGGUACACCGACCAGCUGCGAGGUGCCCCCCUAGUGGUGUGGAGGAGAAUUACCUUACAGUUUCUUACAAAUUCUUUUGUAAACGCUGGGAAUGGAUUUACAAACAUCUUUUUUUUAAACCCGAGUCUUCUGGCUCUCCGUACACACCGAUGGCUUUGGUUGAAAAUAAUUCAGAUCCGUUGUGUUUGAACCUCUCGUUCCGCUGAGUCGUGUUCCUGUUUCAGUUUGUGUCCGAGCCUUAAACGUGCAGAGAGCUGCGAGGUGACGAGCGAUCAUCGCCUGCCUUAUUUUGAUUCGCUCAGACCACACUGUGUUUAAAAGCAAAACUCCAUCUUUGCCAAAGAGUCUCUGUUUUUGCCACGGUCUGAUUAACUGUUUUUUUUUAUUUUUUAUGAUUCAUUAGAGUAUUUAUGUUUGCACAGUACGGUCUUAACUUGAAGUUUUAUUAAACGAUGUAUUUAAUGGGCAUAGUGCAUCUUAAUUCUUAUUUAUUCACUCUGUUAUUUAAGUGUCUGCAGCUUGUCUAACUCGUCUUACCUUUCGUCCUCGUGUGGCUUCCUGCUCUCGCACAAACGUUAACUGAUCAAUAAAGACAUUUAAGCCAG